AUGAGUUCUUCAGAUCGUGACAUCAUCGAUAUCGAAUCAGGAGAAGAAGAUUUGUAUAGCGAUGGUGGUAACGACAUCAUCGAUAUCGAAUCAGGAGAGGAGGAUUUGUACAGCGAUGGUGGUAACGUAUCCGAUGACUACAACCCUGUGGACGACACAAUUAGUCGAUCUGAGAAAAGUUACGUUGUUGUUAAGGAAGAAGACAUUCUUAAGCUUCAAAGAGACGAUAUCGAACAAGUUUCGACGGUUCUCUCUGUAAGCCAAGUGGAAUCGAUUGUUCUGCUUCUUCACUAUCAUUGGUGUGUUAGUAAACUCGAAGAUGAAUGGUUUACGGACGAAGAGAGAAUCCGUAAAACCGUUGGUAUAUUAAAGGAGCCUGUCGUUGAUGUUAAUGGUACAGAAGUGGAUAUUCAAUGUGGAAUUUGCUUUGAAUCAUACACUCGAAAGGAAAUUGCUAGGGUUUCUUGUGGUCAUCCUUAUUGCAAGACCUGCUGGACUGGUUACAUCACUACGAAAAUCGAAGACGGUCCGGGAUGUUUAAGGGUUAAAUGUCCCGAACCUUCUUGUUACGCUGUUGUUGGUCAAGACAUGAUCGAUGAGGUUACUGAGAAGAAAGAUAAGGACAAGUAUUAUAGAUAUUUUCUUAGGUCUUAUGUCGAAGACGGGAAGAAGAUGAAAUGGUGUCCAUCACCGGGAUGCGAAUACGCGGUUGAAUUUGGUGUAAAUGGAAGUAGUAGUUACGAUGUUUCUUGUUUGUGUUCGUAUAAGUUUUGCUGGAAUUGCUGUGAAGACGCUCACUCUCCUGUGGAUUGUGAAACAGUGUCAAAGUGGUUACUAAAGAACAAGGAUGAGUCGGAGAACAUGAAUUGGAUACUUGCUAAGACAAAGCCUUGUCCUAAAUGCAAGCGUCCUAUUGAGAAGAACACUGGAUGUAACCAUAUGUCAUGCUCAGCUCCAUGUAGACAUUAUUUUUGUUGGGCAUGCCUUCAACCAUUGAGCGAUCACAAGGCUUGCAACGCGUUUAAAGCAGACAAUGAGGAUGAAACUAAGAGAAAAAGGGCUAAAGAUGCGAUCGAUAGAUACACGCAUUUUUAUGAAAGAUGGGCAUUCAAUCAAUCCUCGAGGCUUAAAGCUAUGAGUGAUUUGGAGAAAUGGCAAUCGGUGGAGCUUAAGCAGCUUAGUGACAUUCAGAGCACACCAGAAACUCAGCUCAGUUUCACCGUAGAUGCAUGGCUUCAGAUCAUCGAGUGUAGGAGGGUCUUGAAAUGGACCUAUGCAUAUGGAUACUACAUACUUAGUCAAGAGCGCAACAAGCGAGUAUUUGCAAGCUGAGGCAGAAAAUGGUUUGGAGAGACUUCAUCAUUGUGCAGAGGAGGAGUUGAAACAGUUUAUCGGGAAAAUUGAAGACCCAUCAAAAAAUUUCGGUGAGCUCCGAGCGAAAUUAAUUGAUUUGACUAAAGCAACUAAAACCUACUUCGAAAAUCUGGUGAAAGCUUUGGAGAACGGUCUUGUUGACGUGGCAUAUAAUGAGAGCCAGUCAAUAGAAGAACCUGAAUCUUUUACCAAAAGGUCCAAGACAAGGAAAAUAAAAACUUUAAUUUAG
Messenger RNA from Arabidopsis thaliana (thale cress), 1603 nucleotides. RefSeq names its product RING/U-box superfamily protein (gene ARI11). Bases 1 to 1332 code for a protein of 443 amino acids. NCBI's taxonomy places the organism in Eukaryota, Viridiplantae, Streptophyta, Magnoliopsida, Brassicales, Brassicaceae. Gene Ontology annotation, molecular function: ubiquitin protein ligase activity; ubiquitin-protein transferase activity; zinc ion binding. The transcript has 3 exons. The record is from RefSeq and is marked reviewed. Gene Ontology annotation, biological process: protein ubiquitination.